Molecule: messenger RNA, 1422 nt
Organism: Cornus florida
Lineage: Eukaryota; Viridiplantae; Streptophyta; Magnoliopsida; Cornales; Cornaceae
Product: membrane-anchored ubiquitin-fold protein 6
Exons: 3
Coding region: 561-920 (119 amino acids)
Molecular function (GO): protein binding
Source: RefSeq, a predicted model, not a curated record
GAGAAAGUCUCCGCCGUUUAGGUGGUUGUUUUCUUUAUUUGUUUCUCUUCUUUCUUUUUUCCUUUCUUUCUACAUCAAGCAAUUGAAUACGUUUCUCAUUCUUUCAGCUGGUGGGUGUCGAUCCAUUAUCAUUUUCACCCCCCACUUUUUUCCACUUUCGUUUCUGAUUCUUUCUCAAUAAUCUGAACAUCUUCAAGGCUUUUUGGGUUGAUUGAUUUCAUGGAUGUCUAAUCAGUUAGCACUGAUCUUAGGUUGACAUCAAGCACUUAUUUGUAUAUUAUUCACUGCAAAUCUGUUGAAACUACUACUCUUUUCAUGGAUUUCUGCCUACUUGUUUGAUGGGUUCGAGUGAUUUUUGGUUGUGAUCUUGUUAGAUUUGAUCUGGGUUAUUGAUAAUUUCGUUUAUAAAUCAGUUGUUAAUUGAUUAUAGGGAGGUUUGGGGUGAUUGCGAUUGUGAUUGUCAGUGUGAAAGCAAUAUAGAGUUAUUAUUUUGAAAAUUUUGAGUUGAUUUGGUUAUGAUUAUGAGAAAUUGAGGUGAAUUUUGGUUGUGAGGCUCUUGAAUGGCAGGAGAAGAAUUGAUUGAGCUCAAAUUCAGGCUUGCCGAUGGCACCGACAUCGGGCCGAGCAGUUAUAGCCCUGGUACCACUGUGGGAUUUCUCAAAGAAAGGAUAAUUGGACAAUGGCCUAAAGAUAAAGAAAAUUGUCCAAAAACUAUAAAUGAUGUGAAGCUUAUUAAUGCGGGAAAGAUACUGGAUAAUAACAGGACACUUGCUGAGUCCAGACUCCCUGUGGGUGAACUUGCAGCAGGGAUCAUCACUAUGCAUGUUGUUGUUCGUCCUCCCAUUUCAGAAAAAAGUAGUGAAAAAUUUCAGGAUGAUUUCCCAAAGAAGAGUAGCAGAUGUUCAUGCUCAAUCCUGUAAAGCCAAGUGACAAGAUUGACAAAGCUUCUACAGUUAGAUUUUGUUUCUCUCCGUGUGUUUCUUUUUGAUGGUUGCUGAGAUGAAUUCCGAAAGCUCUACGGAUGUCAGGUAUAUCUGGAUUUCAGAAAGAAGAAUCUUGGAGAGGUCAGGCAUGGCUGUUGUCUGUUUGCUUUCGUCUUCUGGUUCCCUACAGUAAAAUACCCUGAAGUUCCUCCAAAGUAAAAAAUAGAAGAAAUUACGUACCUUGUCGGAAAUUAAAAGCUUCGUAGAUCAAGAGAGCUUUCUUGGAACCUAAAAAAUAAGGAGAGGACAAAGUGGAAAGAGAGAGUUGAAAUAAUUCACCAUUGGUUUGAUUUGUUUUUCUUUACCUUUUUUCCCCCUUUUUAAAAAAAAAAUUUCUUUCCGAACGGGUACAAUGAAAAAUUGUUCUCAUGACAUGUAAACCAUACUAGACAUUGAUAAUUUGUUUAUGUUUAUUUCAAAUUGGAGUGCUUUAUUUGAA